UUUCCGUUGCAGGGAAGUCCGUUUCCUGCGGGGACCCCAAAUACCAGUUAUUGUCCUUGCAAAGCUAAACCACGAUCGCUUCAUAAAUCAGCUUUUCAAAACCGGUUCUCCCUUCAGUGUUUUAUAUUAUGGCUUUUAAAGAGAAAACAGAAGAACCACCUUUCACAGAUAUCUUUAAUGAAGAUGAAACCGAGAGAAACUUUUUAUUGUCCAAACCUGUUUGCUUUCUUGUAUUUGGAAAACCAGGGUGUGGGAAGACAACAUUAGCCCGUAACAUAGCACAGAUUUGGAAAUGUAUUCGUGUUGAAGCUCUCUCGAUUCUGGAGGAACACAUUGCCGCGGACACUGAAACGGGAACAAUGCUGCAGUCGCUGCUGCUGAGCGGUCAGAGCAUCCCGGACGAGCUUAUCGUCAAGCUGAUCCUGGAGAAGCUCAAGUCUCCAGAAGUCUCUCACUUCGGUUAUAUCAUCACUGAAAUACCGUCACUCUCACUAGAUUCCACGAACACUUUCAAGCAAAUAGAAUUCAUUAAAAAUUUAGAAAUGCAACCCGAUAUCAUAAUCAAUAUUAAGUGUGGUGACUACGAUUUGUGCCAAAGAAUUUCUGGGCAAAGACAGCACAGUGCUACAGGCUACGUAUACUCCAGAGAGCAGUGGGACCCUGAAAUCCUUGGGAGCCGCAGGAAAAAGAAGCGGGAGCCCCCCAAAGAAGGAAAACCUGAAGAGGAAGAAGAGGAAGAAGAGCAAGAGGAGGAGGAGGCAUUUCUGGCUGAAAUGCAGGUGGUGGCCGAGGUUCUUCAACACCUCGUUCAGAGGCCUGAGGACUUUCUGGAUAACAUUGAAAACUCCAUGAAGCUCUACAAAGACACGCUUCUCCAUGCUUUAGAGGAGCUAAUGGCGGAGCACAACCCCCAGUAUCUCCUCGAGCUGGACGGGAACAAGUCACCGGAGGAGCAGUACCAGACAGUUAUAGAAAAGCUGAAGUACUUGAAUAUGAAACGAGGAGCCAUCAUAACCAAGCUUCAGAGCACAGAAGAAGAAAUGAAUGACAUAGUAGACACUGAGGAGCUGUUCCGGUCGCUCGCGUCUUACAAACUCAUUGGGCCAAGGUACAGAUGGCAUCGAAGCAAGUGGGGUCGUGCUUGCCCCGUGUCCUUAAAGGAUGGGAACGUUUAUCCCGGAACAGCAGAUUUUUCUGUGAGUUUUCUAGGUAAAAUGUACUGCCUUUCUUCCGACGAAACAUUAAGGUGGUUUUCAACGAACCCCCGUCUCUACCUCCUGCCACCCAUGCCCAUCCCACCGUGUAAGCUCUUCAUAUUCGGCCCCAGGUACGCUGGGAAGACAACGCUGUGCAACCUCCUUGCUGAGUACUUCAAAGGAAAGGUAAUUGACUAUGCCAAACUUGUUCAACCACGUUUUGAUGAAGCUCGUGAAAAACUAAUAAAAGACACCAUAACUGAUGCCACCAACACAGCUAUCAGAGUUGUGAAGGAGAGGCUUAUGGCCGAUCAGAAAGCCAGAAAGCACGAGGAGAAAACCUUGAGGGAUAGGAAACAUGACGUCUCGGAGUUUAAAAUACUUAAAAGUGCCGAGGAGUUCUCGUCUUCUGCGGUUGUUGGAGGUAAAAUGUCCAGCUUAGAAGCAGGUGCCAGUGAUCCUUCAAGAAUGGAAUUUAGCUUAAGUCGUUUGUCUUUAGUCUCCACAGAAGAGUUGAUAGAAGAGGUGACUGGAAACCACCCAGACGUGCUGCUCUUGCUAGAGGACACCCUGAAACAGGCCAAGGAAUUGAACUUCGAGCAGCCGUAUGACAAACAGGCUGAAAUUCUAGAGGAUGUCAUCAAAGAGGUGACGAAAGAUAACAAGAAUAGGUUUCCUGGAGCCCCAAAAUUUGGAGGAUGGAUCUUGGAUAACUGCCCACUUAAUCGAGAUCUGUGGCUGGCCAUCAUUGAAAAAGGAAUUGGUCCUGAUUUGGUUAUCUUUUUAUCAGAGGGAGACGGCCCUGGGAAAUGUUUAUUAAACAGAAUGUACUUAAAUAAUAAGAAGGAAAUCGACGCUAAGAUUUUAGAAAGAUUGCUACAGGAACUUAAAAUGAAAAACCUGGAAGAGGAGGAAAGACGAAAAUCCAAAGAUGAGGAACUAAGACUAGAAGAAGAACACGAAGAACGCACGAUGGGAGCCAAGGCCAAGAAAGCAAAAGAUGUUGACGACCCCGAUAAUGAAGGUGAGGAGGAGGAUGCUGAGGAUUUUGAAGGCCGUGAAGAGUCUGAGGCUUCCGAAGUGCAUGACUACACCAGAGGGUCUGAAACAUCUGAAGCAGAGAAUGAGCCUGAAGCAGGCUCUGAGGACAAUGUAGCAGACACAGGAACAGAUGCAUAUAAGGAGGGCAAGGAGGGCCUGAAACCUGAAGAAGCAGUUUUGCUGCCGGAGUUUCUGGAAGAUGGUUACCCUAAUGUGCCUGAGAUGGAUCUCCUGAGAGAGGAGCUGAAUAAUUACCUUGGCAUAUGGAAGACCCUGGAGACGCAUAUCAUUGACAGUUUCAUUCAGAUACUAACACUGGAUAUUACCAACAAAACAGCAAAGGACCUGCUUCAGAAAGUAGUUAAUACUAUGGAGAGACCUUUUCAGUAUGCAGCAACAGAAUUAAAUAUUGAAGAUUAUGAUGAAGAAGCAGAGGACUACCAGGCUGAAUUGGAAGUUGACGAGGAGCAGGAAGAGGAGGAAGAGGAAGAGGAGGAGGGUGAAGAAAAAAUCAAAGAGAAAAGGAGGCACAUGGGAGACACAAAACAUUUCUGCCCAGUGGUUCUCAAAGAAAACUUUGUUCUACAACCAGGCAAUGUAGAGGAGGCUGUUAAAUACCGAGAGAAGAUAUACUACUUUUCAUCACCUGAGGCUAAGGAAAAGUUUAUAGAGCACCCUGAGGACUACGUGGCCCAGAAUGAACCAUUAAAGGCUCCUCCGAUAAGGAUAUGUCUUAUAGGUCACCAUGGCUCUGGCAAAACUUUAUGUGGAAGAAAGCUGGCACAGAACUUCAGCAUUUUUCACAUUCAAUUCGAAGAAUUUCUUCAAGAAAAAUUAAUGCUCAAGGCCGAAAGGAAAUUUGGACCUGAAUUUGAGGACGAUUCCGAGGAGGAGCAAGCAGCAAAGCAAGAAUUUGAAGAGCUUGCAGCUCAGGCAAACAUGAAGAUUGAAGAAGAAAGCGCAAAGAGGCAGCUUCCAGAAAUACAAUUCACGGAAGAAGAAGAAGCAAUCAAGAUGAGCCUAACGGAGAAUGAGCCCCUGCCUCCAGAAGUUCUAGAGUCCAUACUGUCUGAGUGGUGGUUUAAAGAACCAAUACGCUCCACAGGCUUUAUCCUGGAUGGCUUCCCUCGGUUCCCCGAGGAGGCUCAAUUUCUAGGAGAGCACGGAUUUUUCCCAGACGCUGCCGUCGUAAUACAAGUUGAAGAUCAAGAUAUCUUUGAUCGCCUCCUUCCGGCACAAGUUCAGAAGUGGAAGUUGAAACAGCAAAGGAAAUUGGAAAGGAAAAAACUCAUCAAAGACAUGAAGACAAAAAUCAAGGACGAUAUAAUCGCUAAAAGGAGAGCUGAACUUCUCUCAGAGAGAGAGAAAAAAAAGAAAGCGGAGGGGACUAACAAAGAAGAGGAGGACUUUAGCGACGAGGAUCAUGACGAAGAGGAGGAUAUUGAAAACAUCCUUGAGGAAGAAUUUCCAAAAGACGAGGAAGAGAUGAGCGAAGAAGACGAGGAACAGGAAGGAGACGCAACUGAGCGCCUGAGAACCGAACUGGGGGAAAAGUUUGAAACAGACAACAAUAAUCUACAGCUGAUACAGGACGAAUUCGAGAAGUUUCUGGUACCAUUAAUUACGGUUAACGGAGCUAGGAAAAUUCAUAUUGUCCAAUAUAUAUUGAAUUUGAAACUGAAGCCGCUGGUGGAAAAUCGUGCCAGCAUCUUCGAAAAGUGUUACCCAGUGUCACCACACCUCGCUGAUAAAAUGCUCAACUUUACCUACAAGUACCUGAGCUCAUUUGGCUACUGGGACCCUGUAAAGCUAAGUGAAGGAGAAACAAUCAAGCCUGUGGAUAAUGCAGAUAAGCCACUCAGCCCUGUAAUCCAUCGUCAGUAUAUUUACUUUUUCUCUAGUAAAAAAACUAGAGAAAAAUUCAUGACGAACCCAAUCAAGUAUAUCCGGCAACCCAAACCCAAAUCUACCAUGCCUGUGAAGAUUAUGAUUGUGGGGCCUCCCAAGUCAGGGAAAACUACAGUGGCCAAAAAGCUUGCAAGUGAAUAUGGCUUGAAGCGCUUGUCAAUCGGAGAUGCCUUGCGUGGGCUGUUGAGCAAUCACCCAGAAACAGAGCUGUCACUUAAGAUCAACUGGCACCUUCACAAAGGCAUGAUGGUGCCAGACGAACUGGCGGUUCAAGCUUUAGAUAUUGCCCUGAUGGAUACUUCGUGCAACACUGUAGGUGUGGUCAUCGACGGCUACCCUUUAACGGCAAAGCAGAUGAACCUCUUGGAGACUCGGACCAUCAUUCCCAUGAUCAUCUUUGAGCUGGAUGUGCCGAGCAAGGAGAUUUUCAAAAGGUUGUUCUUGGAAAGGAAGAGUGAGCAAAGUUUGCCUUAUCCAGUGCACAACAGCACACAGAUCAUAGCGUUCAAGAAUUCGAAGUACCGUAAAAAUGUCGACGAGAUAAGGAAGUUUUACCAAGAGCAGCAUCAAAAUUGGCACGUGAUUGACGGGUUUCACAGUAAGUGGUGGGUGUGGAAUGAAGUCAUCAAAGACAUCCAGCAGAUGAACAGGUACAUACAGACAUACAUGGAAAGGAUAAAGGAAGGGAAAGCCGCUUGCAUUGACAAAUUAUGUAUCACGCCUGAAGAGCUGAUUUCUCGCCUGGGAGAGUUUGGACAGUUCUGCCCUGUCAGCCUAGCAGAAUCUAAUGAAUUAAUUGAUUGUUCCAUAACUAGCAGCUUGGAAUUUGCAGCAGAGUUCAGGGGACAUUAUUAUAAAAUGAGUUCCCUGGAAAAUCUGAAUAAAUUCCUGAAGACCCCGGAAGCAUACGUGCCUCCCUUGGCACCAAAUCCACUCCCAUCUCCUGACAUGAUUCCCAAAAGGCUGACCCUGUCAGAGCUGAAGAGUCGUUUUCCGAAGUGCGCUGAACUGAAGGGCUACUGCCCAGUAACUUACCAGGAUGGAAAUCAAAGAUAUGAAGCCCUCAAGCCUGGUAACAUUCAGUAUGCUGUAGAGUAUCGUGAUCGGAUAUACAUUUUUGAAAGUGAAGAAAAACUCCAGAAAUUCAUGAGGUUGCCAACACAGUACUGGGACCAGAAGCUCCCAUACAAACUGCCCCCGCUAAAGGAGACCAUCCACCUCACAAGCCUCCCUCUGCCUGGGUAUCUGGAACAGGGCACAGCCACUUCCCUGAUCAAAGCCUUGAACGCAGCAGGAAACCUGAAACCCAAGCUCCCCUUCUUGAGUGUGAGGAGGUCUGUCCUCCUCUAUAUAGCGUUUCAUCUCAAAGCAUUUAAUCCCAAAGCUUCUGAAUAUUCAAGAAAAAAAUACAAGAAGAAGAUGGAGCAGUUUGUGGAAAGAUGUGAACUCAUAACAUACCUCAGUUCCAAGAUGACCCAGAAGUACAAGGAGCCUCAGUUUAGAGCCAUUGACUUCGAUCAUAAGCUACAGAUCUUUUUGUCCCUGAGAAACACAGACCCAAUUAACGGGUAGCUUGCUUAGGUUAUGGAGACCCAAAUCCCAAAAGUCUCCAAGAGACAGAGGAAACUGAGGAAGCAGAAUUAAAAUCUUCAAUUUCUGAAAUGUGUUUCCCUCCUGCCUGACAUUGUGUAGUUACUAGACCUCAGAUGGACUGGAAGGCCUACCCAGGAAGGGUCACGUUCUGAGUGCCUAAGUAUUAACACAGUUUUCAAGUUCAUGGCUUUUUUCUGAAUUUUGAUGCUCUCACAAAAUAGGCAUUCCCUGUGAGAUAUUAAAAUGCUUACUA
Psammomys obesus (fat sand rat) is the source of this 5991-nucleotide messenger RNA. It is a transcript of the gene Ak9, whose product is annotated as adenylate kinase 9. Gene Ontology annotation, molecular function: ATP binding; ATP hydrolysis activity; AMP kinase activity. Gene Ontology annotation, biological process: nucleobase-containing compound metabolic process. The transcript is spliced from 41 exons. NCBI's taxonomy places the organism in Eukaryota, Metazoa, Chordata, Mammalia, Rodentia, Muridae. The coding region runs from base 129 to 5717 and encodes 1862 amino acids. Gene Ontology annotation, cellular component: mitochondrion; cytoplasm. The record is from RefSeq and is a predicted model, not a curated record.